This is a messenger RNA of Achroia grisella, 1665 nucleotides long. Its product is annotated as solute carrier family 22 member 1-like. The record is from RefSeq and is a predicted model, not a curated record. Gene Ontology annotation, cellular component: membrane. Gene Ontology annotation, molecular function: transmembrane transporter activity. Gene Ontology annotation, biological process: transmembrane transport. Lineage: Eukaryota; Metazoa; Arthropoda; Insecta; Lepidoptera; Pyralidae. The transcript has 7 exons. The coding region runs from base 55 to 1665 and encodes 536 amino acids.
AAUGACCGUAAAACUGUUCGUUGUGUUGAGACUGAAAACGUUUGAAAAUUUAAAAUGGCCGAGAUGAAGGACCAGUGUGUACAUCUAGAUGACGUGCUGGAACAGCUGGGGGCCUUCGGACGGUACCAGCUGGUGACCAUGUGCAUGCUGGCACUGGUGUACUCGACCAACUCCAUGUACAAUGUGAAUUAUGUGUUUGCAGUAGAAGAUGUGCAGUACAGAUGCAAAAUCCCUACAUGUGAAGGAUCAAGUGACACGACCUUCUCAGUACCAUGGCUGGGCAACUCCUCGGAGUAUCAGGAAAGUGUGAAGCAAUGUUAUCAUUAUAUACCAGGGAGGAACUGCCGGGAAUUCAACAAUAGCGACGUGGUGCAGUGCAACGAGUGGGUUUACGAAGUACCUAACAGUUUUAUGGCUGAGUUCAAUUUGGCGUGUGAAGAUUGGAAGCAGGCUCUGGUCGGAACUGUGCACAGCUUCGGAAAUAUGUUGGGGCUUCUCCUACAAGGACAGAUAUCAGACAGAUUCGGCAGGAAAACUGCAGCUGUAUUCGCGGGUACGAUGGGGGCCGUACUUGGCUUAACAAAGAGUUUUGCUACGUCGUUUUGGUGGUAUAUUGCAUUAGAAGGACUGGAAGCUGCCAUCGGAGAUGCACUGUCACCUAUGUUUAUGCUCAGUAUCGAAAUUGUGGAGAAAAAGAGAGCAGUGCUGUUCCAAAUGAUACUACUGAACUGUUACACUGGGGGGCUUAUAGUCAUGCCCUUCAUUGCCUGGGCAGUGCCCUACUGGCGCAACUUCUUACGGGUUAUAUACGCCCCGACACUCCUCAUACUUUCCUACUCGUUCUUCUUAGACGAGAGCAUCAGAUGGUUGUUCAGUAAAGGCAGAAGACGUGAAGCCAUCAAGCUGAUAGAAAAAGUGGCAGUACGAAACCAAGUAAAAUUAGAUAAGACGAUGCUGAAUAAACUAGAGUAUAUAGAUGAGGAAACACGAUCAGAACUGAAAGAAAAGAAAUUGCUCUUGAAAACUUUCCGGUCGAAAGUAAUGCUGCAAAGAUUCCUUAUUUGCAUGGUGUGGUGGUUCACAAUUACAUUAAUUAACUACGGAAUGAUGAUCAGCUCUGUGUUUAUAGACGGCAACAAGUACAUUAACUUCGCUCUGCUCAUGUUGAUGGAUAUACCUGCUAAUAUUUUCUAUUGGUUGGCAUUAGCGAAGUAUAAAAGAAAAUUACCACUGUUAACAUCGUUUAUCGUUGGUGGUAUUUUCUGCGUUUGUAAACCUUUCGUUCCUAAAGGUUUCGCGUGGAUAGGUCUGACGUUGUACAUGGCGUUUGAAAUGCUCGCAACAUUUUCGUACAAUAUCGUCUACAUGUAUACAUCGGAGCUGUUCCCAACGUAUACCAGGAACUCGAUGCACUCUAUAUGUUCGGCUGUAGGUAGAAUUGGAUCGCUAGUCGCUCCACAAACUCCAUUAAUGAUAGCGUAUUGGUCGGGGCUACCAACUCUUCUGUUCGGUGUCACAUCUCUUCUGUCGGGGGCGUUGACACUGUGGAUACCAGAAACUGCCAAGACCGAACUACCAAAUACCGUACAUGAAGCUGAGAAUAUUGGGAAAACAUUGCUCAACGAGUCAAACGAAGAGAAUGAAAUGACCAAAUUAUCUCGAUAA